Hymenoscyphus albidus is the source of this 751-nucleotide messenger RNA. The record is from the annotation of a GenBank genome assembly. NCBI's taxonomy places the organism in Eukaryota, Fungi, Ascomycota, Leotiomycetes, Helotiales, Helotiaceae.
AUGUUCCUUCAAAGUUGGGCUACCAAGAGAUGCGAUAUCCAAGGAUAUUUUCAGAUUCAAAAGAACAACUUCAAAGAUAUCUCAUCCAACAUCGAAACUCUAAGCCACAACUCAGCUCAAAUCAGCUCCACUUGGGACCUCCAAACAAGUGGUGGUGCCUGGUGCCACAAAGUCAAUACCAGAUGCAAGCACGAUGACAUCUCGAAGCAAAAGGCUGAUAAGACCCAGAAUCAUGCCACACACCAACAUCGAAAUCUCCAUCCAGAUCAGAACCGACCUCGGUAACUGGAUCGGCUAACCAGUGUAACACACCUAGAGUCUCAUCAGGAAGCAGAAGGAUCAAUAAACAUCUUCCAGAAACAUCUGUGCGAACAACAAUAAUAAGAACAACCUUAACACCAAUAAGUUAAACAAGAGCAAAAGGGCGGACCAUCAGCAACAGUAUCUGCAGGACCAAAUGCCUCGUCCAUGUUUUACAAGCAAACAACACGACCCCUUCCCUCCUACAGCAGGAGAGGUUCCAGGUCUAGGUUCCAUCACAUUCCCUCAACACAUGUACUAUACAAAGCCAAAGGAUUACGAUUCUAGAACCAGUCCAAAAACCUCCUUGACAACCUUCCGAGGAAUCAAAAAGAAAAGGGGACAACAAAAAAGAAAAAUCCACGGAGUACACCUCAAACGAAACAUCUCACCACUCCCAUGCUCUCACCGUUUCCAAAACAAUCAUAUGUUUCCCAUUCCCAUCCAGUAA